Lepidothrix coronata (blue-crowned manakin) is the source of this 3670-nucleotide messenger RNA. RefSeq names its product SR-related CTD associated factor 4 (gene SCAF4). Gene Ontology annotation, biological process: negative regulation of termination of RNA polymerase II transcription, poly(A)-coupled. Gene Ontology annotation, cellular component: nucleus. NCBI's taxonomy places the organism in Eukaryota, Metazoa, Chordata, Aves, Passeriformes, Pipridae. The record is from RefSeq and is a predicted model, not a curated record. Bases 54 to 3329 code for a protein of 1091 amino acids. The transcript is spliced from 21 exons. Gene Ontology annotation, molecular function: RNA polymerase II C-terminal domain phosphoserine binding; RNA binding.
CCCGCAACGACAGCACCGCCCGCAGCGCCGCCCGCCCGCCCGCCAGCGCCGACAUGGAGGCCGUCAACGCCUUCAACCAGGAGCUCUUUUCACUGAUGGAGAUGAAACCUCCUAUUUCCCGAGCAAAGAUGAUUCUCAUCACAAAAGCUGCCAUUAAAGCUAUUAAGCUCUACAAGCAUGUUGUCCAGAUUGUGGAGAAGUUUAUCAAAAAGUGCAAACCAGAGUACAAAGUCCCUGGGCUGUACGUGAUUGACUCCAUUGUUCGUCAGUCCCGGCACCAGUUUGGAACAGACAAAGAUGUUUUUGGGCCAAGAUUCUCUAAAAAUAUUACUGCCACAUUCCAGUAUUUGUAUCUGUGUCCAUCUGAAGACAAGAGUAAAAUAGUCCGUGUCCUGAACCUUUGGCAGAAAAAUGGAGUAUUUAAAAUUGAAAUAAUUCAGCCUCUUCUGGAUAUGGCAGCAGGAACUAGUGCCACUGCCCCAAUGGCAGAGAAUGCUACUAACAAUGAAGGUUCGCCGCCCCCUCCGGCAAAGGUCCCCUCAGAGCCCCCUCAGGUGACUGCGAACUCAGUGCCCACCGUGCCACAGCUGCCCAGCUCCGAUGCCUUCGCAGCUGUAGCUCAGCUGUUCCAGACAACACAAGGACAACAGCUUCAGCAAAUCCUGCAGACUUUCCAGCAGCCUCAGAAGCCCCAGUCACCGGUCAUAGACAACACUGUGAUGGCUCAGGUUCAAGCUAUUACUGCUCAGCUGAAAACCACAGCAGCUCAGGCACCAGAGCAAAAAGCUGCUUUCCCAGCACCUGAGCAGAAAACAUCGUUUGACAAAAAACUUCUAGAUCGGUUUGACUAUGAUGAUGAACCAGAAGCAGCGGAAGAUGCAAAGAAAGAAGAUUCAGCUCCUUCCCCUUCAGUGUCUCAGCCGGCUUUGACCCCUCUCUCAUUCAGUGCACAGGCUGGAUGGUGCUCAAUGCCGGGUGGGUUUCCAGCAGAAGGCAUGCAACAGCCAGUAUUUCCUCAGCUCCCAAAUAUGGAUCCUUUCCAGCAGCGGAUGAUGGGAAUACAGCAGGAUCCAAUGCGUCACCAGGUCCCACUUCCUCCUAAUGGGCAAAUGCCAGGUUUUGGUCUCCUGCCUACCCCCCAGUUCCCACCCAUGGCUCAGCCUGUGAUUCCACCAGCAGCACCUGUGCAGCCAACUUUCCAGUCUCCUUUUCCAGUCCAGACUGAGUCACACAUGCAGAAACCCCAUCAGCAGGAUAUGGAAGUGGAGCAGCCACCUGUUCAGGAGGGCAAACGGCACGUUUCUGACAGCAGGAAGUCGAGAUCUAGAUCUGCAUCAAGGUCCCCCAAGAGGAAACGCUCCAGGUCUGGCUCCCGGUCCCGGCGCUCCCGUCACCGGCGCUCCCGGUCGCGCUCCCGGGACCGGCGCCGACACUCCCCAAAGUCACGCUCCCAGGAAAGGCGGGAACGGGAGCGGGAGAGGGAGCGCAGGUCCAAGGGCCUCCCCCAGAUCAAGUCAGAAACUGUCAGUGUUUGUAGUACCACACUUUGGGUAGGACAGCUUGACAAGAGGACAACUCAGCAGGAUGUUGGAAGUCUUUUGGAAGAGUUUGGCCCCAUUGAGUCGAUCAAUAUGAUCCCCCCCAGAGGAUGUGCCUACAUUGUCAUGGUGCACAGACAAGAUGCCAACAGAGCCCUCCAGAAACUGAGCCGAGGGAACUUCAAAGUCAACCAGAAAUCCAUCAAGAUUGCAUGGGCUCUGAAUAAAGGAAUAAAGCCAGACUACAAGCAGUACUGGGAUGUGGAGUUAGGUGUGACUUACAUACCGUGGGACAAAGUCAAACCUGAAGAUCUUGAAAGCUUCUGUGAAGGGGGAAUGCUGGACAAUGAAACUCUUAGUCCAGAGUGGAAGGGAAUCCCCAAGAAGUCUGAAAAUGAAGUAGCUCAGAACGGAGGCGCAGAAGCUGCACACAAUGAACCAGUGUCACCUAUACCCAAAGCUUUACCUGUCCCCAUCCCUGUCCCCAUGCCUGCACCAAUAACAGUACCUCCUCCACAGGUUCCACCACAUCCCUCGGGGCCUCCUGUGGUUGGUGCACUCCAACCACCUGCUUUCACAGCCCCUUUAGGAAUCCCCCCUCCUGGAUUUGCUCCCGGGGUGCCGCCCCCGCCGCCGCCCCCGUUCUUACGGCCUGGAUUCAACCCUCUGCAUUUACCCCCAGGCUUCCUUCCUCCUGGGCCGCCACCACCUAUAACCCCUCCGGUGUCUGUCCCGCACACUCCGGCAGUGAACAUCCCAAACUCUACAGCAACGGGUGGGAGUGAGGACACUACAAAGGAGUCGUCUGUAGGAAAUCCCAUCCCAGUAGUUUCUGGAGGCAGAGGGAAUGCUGAAACCACCGAUAGUUCCAAAAUCUAUGGGACUGUUCCACCUCCUGUAGCACCUACUAAUGUCCCUGCUCCUGUCACCCAGGCCGUCCCACUCCUUGGCACCCAGGGCGUGGCACCGCCCCCUCCAGCCCCCGUGGUCGGGCUCCAGACUCCAUCCACCGGGCUCCUGGGUGCCCGGCCCGGGCUGAUCCCGCUCCAGCGGCCGCCGGGAAUGCCGCCCCCGCCGCUGCCACGCUUCCCGCUGAUGCCACCGCGCCACAUGCCCCCCCACAUGAUGCACAGGGGGCCCCCGCCGGGGCCGGGGGGCUUUGGGAUGCCUCCCCCCCACGGAAUGAAAACCCCCUUCCCCCCGCCGGGGCACUUUGUGAGGCCCGGGGGGGUCCCGGGCAGCGGGGGCCCGGGCGGACCCGAGGAGAACAGGGACGGGCGCCAGUUCAGGAAUGACAGGCAGACGUUCACCCCCAACAGAGACCAGGAGAGGUUCGGAAGGAGGUCGUUUGGGAACCGGGUAGAUAACGAGCGUGAGCGCUACGGGAACCGCGGGGACGACCGGGAGCACGAGCGCCUCGGGAACCGCGAGCGGCGCGACUGGGGCCGGCGCAGCCCCGAGCGCGACAGGCACAGGGACUCGGAGGACAGGAACAGGCGCUCCAGCGGCCACCGAGACAGGGAGAGGGAUUCCAGAGACCGGGAGUCGCGCAGAGACAAGGAAGAAGGCCGCAGCAAGGAAAAGCCGGAGGUGACAGACAGGGCAGAGGGCGACAAAAACCACGAGUCCCACGGCGGCAAAGCGGCCGACGCAGACAUUGUUUCAGAACUCGCGGCGGGAGAGUCCGAACCUGCGGGUGCGAAACCUGCGGAGGAGUCGGCACCCGAGGCUACCUCAUCCCUGGAACAGGCGGACAAGGACACGGGCUCCGUGGCGGAGGCUCCGCGCUGAGCCCGGGCCCUGCCGAGCCUGGGUCGGAGUGUCGAGCUUUAGUUGUACAGUGCUGUAAAUCCGCUGCCGCCCCCGGCCCUGCCCAGCGCAGGGGCCCCGCCAGCAAUUUGAUUGCUUCCCCUCCUAUUUAAAAAUAGCCACAGCAUAACAUAAAUACUGAAGAGAUGAUUAAAUAUUACCCGUUUUUGCUGUAACUUUUUUAAAGUUUUGACUUUAAAAAGUUUACGAAUCAGAAGUAGAAGUGCUUUCUAUUUUGUUUUUAAUUUAAGAAAAAAGUAACGGUGAAAGCUCCUCAAAAACAAUAGGGAUGUGUUUUUAAUAAACUCUAUUUUCGUAACAAA